Messenger RNA from Neopsephotus bourkii (Bourke's parrot), 540 nucleotides. RefSeq names its product cytochrome c oxidase assembly factor 4 homolog, mitochondrial. Gene Ontology annotation, cellular component: mitochondrial intermembrane space. Gene Ontology annotation, biological process: mitochondrial respiratory chain complex IV assembly. The transcript has 2 exons. The record is from RefSeq and is a predicted model, not a curated record. Lineage: Eukaryota; Metazoa; Chordata; Aves; Psittaciformes; Psittacidae. The coding region runs from base 8 to 370 and encodes 120 amino acids.
CUGUCCAAUGAGCGGGCACGCACGCCGCUACGUCACGUCGCGCCCCGGCAGUGCCUUCCCCGACACCAGCCUUAAAGGAGCCGCGCCGCGCUGCAGGGAGGCGAUGGCGAGGCCAGGACAUGGCAGGAGACGUGUGUCACCGGAGGAAGAGGAGGAUGAGGAGGACCCAGUGGACGCCAUGGUCUCCAGGACAGGCUGCAUGGCCCAGCACCGGGCGCUGCAGCACUGCAUGGCUGAGCAGCAGGACUGGCGGCACUGCCAGCCCCAGGUCAGGGCGUUCAGAGACUGCAUGGCCCACAGGAAGCAGGACAGGGAGGUACAGAGGGCACCCAGCUCGAGCCACGGCCACCCAGCUCCUACUGGAGAGUGAAAUCCCCCUGGAAGCCUGAUCCCAGACUGGGAAUACCGCCAGGAAUAGGGUGGCUGUGCCAUGUCACCCCCUUUUUUGUGGUGGUUUUUUGGUCCAUUGGGUGGCUGUUAAAUCCACACUGUGCUGUUGGGAGAUUAAAUCCAGUGGUAUCCAUCACCCUGCCUGAAGCA